AUGGUAACCUUGGAAGAAUUAGAGUCUGCUCAAGGAGAAGACGACACUAUUGACAUGGAAAUUCUACAGUCAUCCACAGCUGAUAUCGUCAAUAGAACCAAAUUACUAGACAAUGACAUCAAAGUCAUGCGUUCAGAAUCGCAAAGACUCACUCACGAGAAAACCAUGAUGUUGGAGAGAAUAAAGGACAACCAGGAUAAAAUAAAUAACAAUAAACAACUACCAUAUUUGGUUGGAAAUGUGGUUGAACUUUUGAAUCUUGAUGUGGAUAAAGAAGCCAGUGAGCAAGGUGCAAAUGUUGACAUAGAUGCUGCAAGAUCUGGAAAAUCGGCUGUCAUAAAAACUUCAACUAGGCAAACCAUUUUUUUACCAAUGAUUGGAUUGGUGGAUCACGAAAAGUUGAAACCUAAUGAUUUGAUAGGUGUCAACAAAGAUUCGUAUUUGAUCUUGGAUACCUUACCCUCCGAAUAUGACUCGAGGGUGAAGGCAAUGGAGUUGGAUGAGAAGCCAACGGAAACCUAUUCCAAUAUUGGAGGUUUAGAUAACCAAAUUGAGGAAUUGAUUGAAGCAGUUGUUUUGCCCAUGAAGCAAGCUGAUAAGUUUAAGAAAUUGGGUAUAAAACCACCAAAAGGUGCGUUAAUGUAUGGUCCUCCUGGUACCGGUAAGACUUUGUUGGCAAGGGCAUGUGCAGCACAGUCGGGUGCUACAUUCUUAAAGUUGGCUGCUCCACAAUUGGUGCAAAUGUUUAUCGGUGAUGGUGCCAAGUUGGUGAGAGAUGCAUUUGCUUUAGCCAAAGAGAAAGCACCAACGAUUAUUUUUAUUGAUGAAUUGGAUGCUAUUGGUACCAAGAGAUUUGAUUCAGACAAGAGUGGUGAUAGAGAAGUUCAACGUACGAUGUUGGAAUUAUUGAAUCAAUUGGAUGGAUUUGGAUCAGAUGACAGAGUCAAGGUGCUAGCAGCCACAAAUAGAGUUGAUACUUUAGAUCCAGCCUUGUUGAGAUCAGGUAGAUUGGAUCGUAAAAUUGAGUUCCCCUUACCAUCCGAGGAGGCUAGAGAGUCAGUAUUGAAAAUUCAUGCGAGAAAAUUACAUUGCGACAAUGAAUCCAUCAAUUGGCGUGAAUUGGCUAGGUCUACAGACGAAUUCAAUGGUGCCCAAUUGAAAGCUGUGACCGUUGAAGCUGGUAUGAUUGCUUUGAGAAAUGGUAAGUCAAUAAUUAGGCACGAGGAUUUUGUGGAGGCAAUUGGUGAAGUACAAGCAAGAAAAUCAAAGUCAGUGAACUUUUAUGCAUAA
This is a messenger RNA of Lodderomyces parapsilosis, 1290 nucleotides long. It is a transcript of the gene RPT5, whose product is annotated as proteasome regulatory particle base subunit. Gene Ontology annotation, cellular component: proteasome regulatory particle, base subcomplex. NCBI's taxonomy places the organism in Eukaryota, Fungi, Ascomycota, Pichiomycetes, Serinales, Debaryomycetaceae. Bases 1 to 1290 code for a protein of 429 amino acids. The transcript has a single exon. Gene Ontology annotation, molecular function: ATP binding; ATP hydrolysis activity; proteasome-activating activity. The record is from RefSeq and is a predicted model, not a curated record. Gene Ontology annotation, biological process: proteasome-mediated ubiquitin-dependent protein catabolic process.